AUGUCGGCAUUGCUUAUACAGCUCCAAACCAUUCUAAAAUCGUGGGACGAUAUUCAGUCAUUAUCAAAUGAACAUUCCAAAACGGAGGACCCUUUUUUCGAAACCUCUUCUGCUAUUGGUAAUUUUGUGUCUUUUGAAAAGGAUCCCCUUCAUGAUGAUACACACAUUGGCGAUAGUAUAAUUGACGAGAUGCAUCCUCAGUCAUCACCUGUAUCUUUGCCAAUGUCAAUAAAAAUUUCCGAAUUAAUCGAAAAAGGUGGCACUUCUUUUUCGUCAUAUCACAAUAAUCGCCAAGUCUUGUGUAGGCUGGAGCUGGCCCGCGCUGCGCUGGCUCUUUUUGCCUCUAAUGCUGGUGCGUAUCGUCCCAUUCUCACUCAUCUUCUCCGGUAUGUUUUUGAAUGCAUCGACUUUCUUAUUAAUAAUCAGGCCCUACUUACACACCCAAGCCCCAGUGAUGAUACCAGUGCGGCCGCAAAAGGUACUCUUUCUAGUGCAUGUGGUCUUGGGGUUGACAUCAGCAAAGCGGAAGAUGUAGUGGCAAGCGCCCAUCAGAAAGUCCAGCUCGUGGAAUCCCGGAUGUCCGCAUUGAUCGAGGAGUCUACCGCUCAACGGGAUCGGUUUAAGGCUCAACUGUUGGCGCAGCAGCAAACGCAAACCAAACUAGAACUCUUACUCCAGAAUCAAAUUGAGUUGAACCACUUGCUCACUAACCACCCCCUGGGGCAUCAUGAUAGGGGGGAGCCCAUGCUUGAUCCUACCGGAGCCGCCAACAUGAACCAUCGGCAGGCAAUCUAUGCUCAGCAGCUUAUCGCACGCGCGGAAAAGGAAUCCACCAUCAUGGAGCUUGACACCCGGGUAGAGCAGCUAACUCUUGAGCGUGAUAACUUACAAGGAAAAUUGCUGAGCCUUAAGAAGCUCAACACUAACUAUGCUCGUCAGGCAAUUGAGUUGUCCGCACGGCUUAACAUUCUACGGAAUCACAACAUCGCACUGUCUUCCGAUGCCGUACUCUAUCAGCACGACAAAACACGUGAGAGACAAAAGUCUCUGAAAUUACAGACAGACUUAAUGGUUGCACGCAAUAUGAUUCUGGUUCUGCUUGAGGUUAGACGACAUGAUAUGUUUUUCAGGUUCUCUAAUCCCAUUGCUAACUCCAAUAUAACAAAAACGGAUAAGAAUGUAGAGGCCUUGGGUAAUAAGGGUAGCAUAGAGGGUGCCCUUCCACCGAGCAGAAAUGACAUACUUGAUGCAUGUACGCAAUUAUACACCUCUUCCGAAAGCCCUUUAAAUGGAGGCCGUCGUCGAAAGGAUGAUAUGAGUUUAACUUCAGACUCUGUUAACCUCAAAAGUACGCUUCACGCGAAUUUGGAUGUUCCGAUGUGCACCACAGAGGAUCUCUUUGCCUCUGUUCAAGACAACAUGCUGCGUAAGCAGCUUCAGGAUAUCAUGCUCAUUAACGAUACCUCUAAUGGUGGGGCAGCUAAAGGUGCUCUUCUCAAGCUGCUUAAUUUACAGUGGGGUGGUCGUACUGGAAGCGAUAAAUCACCUUCACACAGUCAAGUCCCCAUGCUCAAGGAUGCCCGAUUUCAUUGUUGGGUCCCACCGUAUGGAUUGAACUGUAAUGUACCGCUCCACCUUUGCAGUCGUGAUUGCGUGAUGUUGAUACCUUUUCAUCCACUUGUUGCUGAAUGCUUUGUUCAUGAGUUACUCUCACAGAGGCUUGAGUUUUUUGAGUUCUAUGUACGAGCCCCACUGACUCUGAAUUCUGAUUCGAAGGGGAAGCAUUUAACUUCGUCUGAUAAUGCGGCACAGAAUAGUGACCUUGAAGAAGUUGUAUUGCCUGCCAAAGAGUCGGAUAAAUGCAAUUUUUAUUUUCCUACCACAAACCCCAUGUUGCUUCCACUUGAUGAAUUCAUUGUGUUGUUUAUUAGUAUGGUGUGGCUAAAUAAAAAUGCUGUGACCGUACCAGAAGCAACACACCCACAGGAUAUCAUUGAGAAGGAUAAUCCAACUUCGUCUAUUUUGAACCAAAGGAUGGGAAAGUCCGUAACCAUCGAUGCCUCUUCAAAAGCAAUUCAGUUUUUUCACCAGUACAGCUCCUUCCAUGGAUUUCAGGCGGCAUCGGAGCAUACCGUCUUUGAAAAGCAGUCACAGCUGACGGUCGAGGGCCUCAAACUAGCAUAUGGACUGGACGUGGUCUCGCGGCGGCAGGACUGUAGUUUUUUAACUUACGCCUACGGUCUUGUGUCUCGCCGGGAGAUUUCAGAAAUUAUCUUUGCCGUAAUGCGCCAUGAGCGCGAUGUUUUUUUGAUGCUAUGCGAAACCGUUGAGAGGGAGCAUUUAUCGAGAAGAGGGACCACACACCCGGCAAAACACGGUUCUAUUAAGGAACCGCAUCAUAAACCUAGUCUAAGCGAUCCUCCUAUGAUUGAUCCCAACUUGGCGUCUUCCAACGGCGCAAUGGCUUCUGAUACCCAAUCCUCAAUCCAGGCCAUACCACAUCUUGUAGGCUGUAUCCCUACUCUACAGCUGGCGCGAAUUUUAAUUAGCAUAUUUCCCUCUUACCCCAUUUCUCGAAUUGAGGAGAUGGUGAUGGCAGGAAUUGAGGAUGGUGCGGACCUCGUCCAGGCUCCCCACAUGUUGUAUUAUAAUGUACUUCUUCCCGAGAGGCUUCUUCCUGGAUCGGUGGUGAAGAGGACUGAGAUGGAGCUGUCGGUGUUCUUGAGCGAGGGUCGCUUUGCCACCAUGUUUUAUAAAUCUAUUUGCGAUGAUGCAUUGGAGUCCAUGCAGCUACUGGAUGAUACCUUGCAGAAAUUUGGGGCUACUUUAGCCAUUCAGAAGCGGCAGAUGGGGUUGAUAGACACCCUUCGGAAUUCUACGAAUUUUUACAGCCCCGAUAUCCUUGUAUCUGCUGAGCAGCUGACAGUAUUUGCGCUGAAAAAGCUUCCAGCUGCGGAAGGACGGCGGUGGGGUCCAGCGCUUACGAGUGUGUUCACGCGGUGUCCGCUUUUACAUCCGGCAUUGUUGGCUUCACGAGCGAGCCCAAUUCUUGAGAACGAAACACAUGACACUGAAAGUGAGAUACCCAUGGUCCCGACAUCACAAUCAGCACAUUCAGGGCACGAAGUAUUCUCUAAUCCAUCUGCCUUACCAAUCAAGAACUCUAUUGCAAAUCUAAACGCUUUCAGAGGUGAAACGGGUAGCGUUAAAUUGUCUGAGAUUAUGAUUUACCUAAGAUGCCACAUUGUUCUACGCCGCGGUUUGUAUUCAAAGUAUGUGGAAGCUGUUCAGCCAGCUCAAGUUUCGCAGGGAACUUCCAUCCAGGACGGGACAUUUCAACCUGUGUGGACGGAAGCCCAUCUCGAGUACCUUAAAACUCUGCAAGAUAUAUGGGAGCAUAAUGUACUCAAGGACGAGUCUGUAUUGGUGACGGAUGCGGAGUUCUUCUGGAAACUCCUUUUGGAGGUGGAUCCCUAUCGAGCUCGAGUAUGGACUACGGCUGAUAUCUCGCACGGAAGCCCGUUAUUGCGUCAUGAAGGGAUUCUUCGGAGCGACAGAAACAACGCUGAUUAA
Molecule: messenger RNA, 3573 nt
Organism: Phytomonas sp. Hart1
Lineage: Eukaryota; Euglenozoa; Kinetoplastea; Trypanosomatida; Trypanosomatidae
Source: the annotation of a GenBank genome assembly